Poecilia reticulata (guppy) is the source of this 4303-nucleotide messenger RNA. RefSeq names its product kyphoscoliosis peptidase (gene ky). The record is from RefSeq and is a predicted model, not a curated record. Lineage: Eukaryota; Metazoa; Chordata; Actinopteri; Cyprinodontiformes; Poeciliidae. Gene Ontology annotation, cellular component: cytoplasm.
AUUUAUUUUCUUCAUAUAACCUGGUUCUGCAUCAGAUGUGAGGAACCUCUUGGAACGUACUCAAGUCAAAACCAACAGACUAUUUGGCCGAGUGACUUUACUGGACAGAGAGAACUGCUGAUGGAGCCAAAGCUGCUGGUCUACCCCCCCACCAACCCCGACUCCCCAGCAGAGAGAGGGAUGAAGGUAAKGAAAACCAGCAACAGCUAGUUCCAAGAAAAUAAAACAGCCAUCUGAGCCACAAAGUGGGCACUCUCUUGUCCUACUCUUUCCUGGCGCUUCUGGUGUGAGAAACUGAUCUGUCCAAGUCGUUUCAAUUUUAAGUUGCUACGUUSUUUUUUUUUCUCCACCUCUUCCAAACUUUCCUAACAUAAAUUAAUGUAAAGUUUUAGUCUCAGAACUYCAGUCCACYAAACMUUUCCAUUAAACUCCUGAGAGAACAGUAAACYUUUAAUAAAUGCUGAACCAGAAAUGAUAUUAURUAAUAGUUAUGACAAAAUUUCUUAUUUAAAAUACAUUUCGUUGUCCAUACUAUACUGGUUUACUUGUUUUGAUAGAGGAUGUUGAUAGAACAUUAGCCUGAUUAUGAUGUAUGAUUGUUUAUAUACAUCAAUAGAGUCCAACAUAGCUGAAUAAGCAUUUCAGUUUGAAAAAUCACAGCUCGCAUUGCAGAAAUGAAAGCAAUUUUACCUUUAUAUUGACUAUGUAGACGGGGGAGAUGUGAGACCACUUACCACUCACUGAUUGAUAUUUUGCUCAGAUACCCCGAGGGCUCUAAACAGAAAAAUCACUCUUUCACACUUCUUACAAAAUACACACCGACUUACAUAAUGUUUGUGACUGCGACACCCACACAAUCACUAUUUCACACUCACUUGAGUCCUAAGCUCUGUUGUGCAUGCACUGACCAGAUGAUCCAUGUAAAGCAUACCCACAGCAAGUCACGGCGUACAUCAUGRGAGCGCGUUCAUGCUUGCAAAUACACACAUCGACACACUCCUCGGCCGGGGCUUGUUUUUUAUUGGCUGGUCUUAACUGCUUUGUAGUAUUUUUAGGCCUGUUAUUCUGGGGCCUGUCCUGGCAGGCCACUUGUACAGUAUUUAAGCCUCCCCACCAACGACUAGGGACCAGUGAGAACACACAGUGGAAACAUCAGCCGACAGACCGGCAGGCAUCUACCAGACAUAAAGCAUUCUGAAAAGAAAGGUUCUCUCUUUGCAGUGGAAGAUGGUUGUUAAACACCACAAGCAGUUUCUGAACGCCAUGCCCCCAGCGUAAUGUCUGCCGAAGUUUCGUUGCACAAGUUCUCUUUUCCAUUGGCCUGCUCUGUAAGCCUUUCUUCUCAAGACAAGGUGACCCAGAAGGUACCUGUACUUGUAAAGAACCUAGAAGUUCACAAACCUAAAGAGAACCAAACGUUAGGAGAGGAGAACCGCAUUACAGUUGUACAAGCAUUUGUGAACAAUGAGGRCCGAGCUUUGGAGAGCACAAAGCCUGCUGACGGGGGUGACACAGUUGCCGCYCGGCCCUGUGUCAAUCCAGAAGCCUCCCAGAAUGCCGUGGUUGCCAGGCAGAGCGUGGCUGAAAAUCUGCGAGUGGAGGGUGAGGAUCAACGUCCGGCAGCGAAGAGGCAGCUGUCCUCAGAGAGYGCAGCCAAGUCCAUCACAGCUGUKAAAAAAAGUGCACUGAGGAAGGAGCCAAAUGAACAGAAAGGGGGAGUAAAGGCCGCUCUGCCAGGCAAAAGAAAGCGUCGAAAGGACCUGUUCAAGAGCCCAGAGGUCUUCCUCAGGCUGGACUCCCAUGUCAUCAGGGCCGGAGAAGAGCUGAAACUAAAGCGUGUGUAUGACGUGAAGACAAUUGUACAAAGAGUCACACAAGGAUGCAGAAACGAGCUGGAGCAACUGCGCGCCAUCUGGGUGUGGCUGUGUAACAACAUUGAGUAUGAUGUGAGCGGGUAUCUUGGCCACACAGAAAAGCUGAGCUCCCCAGAGGAGGUGAUAGCUGCUGGCCGCGGGGUUUGCUGUGGCUACUCCAAUCUUUGUACAGAGAUGUGCAGAGAAGUGGGCAUCGAGUGCCAAGAAGUGCCAGGCCACAGUAAGGGCAUCGGUUACCGUCAAGGUCAUAGUUUAAAGAAUGUGAAGUCGGACCAUCUAUGGAACGCUGUGCUUCUGGGGGAGGAGUGGUUCCUCCUKGAUGCCUGUUGGGGAGCUGGACAAGUAGAUAUGCAACAUGAAAGCUUUGUCAAAAGGUUUGAUGACUUCUAUUUCCUAACUGACCCAGAGGAAUUCAUCGAUUCACACUUCCCAGAUGAGGAGAAAUGGCAGCUCUUGGAUAAGCCCAUCUCCAUUGAGGAAUUUGAACAAAGGGUCUUCAAGACCUCAGCCUUCUUCACCAUGGGGCUCAGUCUGAUAAGUCCUCUUCACCAUCAUAUAGUCACAGAUGACGGGGAAGCAACCAUAUCCCUUGGUUUCUCCAAGCUGACAACGUUCACCUAUGAGAUCACACAGCAUCAAGAUCUCCUCCACUGUGGAGCUUUAGAGCAGAAAGAGUCAAUCAAUUCCUCCUUUGGCCUUCUAACUGUCUCUGACAGGAGUAUGAAGUUGCAGCUACUGCCACCUGAAAGUGACACGUACGAUAUCAAAUUGUUUGCCAGAUCUGGAAAUGCUACAACUCCUCUGGUUUGGGUUUGCUCCUUCACUGUUGAGUGUCCAAACCCAAGGGCCACUGAGGACAUACCAGAGAACCCUUUCCUGUCCUGGGGCCUACAGCCUUUUGCAGGAUCCUUGGGUGUCAUAGGCAGUUCCCAGAACAGUGAGGUUGCCGAAGUGGAAGAUGGGGUCUUUGACUUAGUGUUGAAGACUUGCCAGCCUCUAAUGGUGUUGUGUGAACUCGUCCACCCACAAAUGGAAGGKGCUGUAGCCAGGUGCUGCCUGGCAACUCAGAUUCAACCAGAUAACCUCACAUGUCAUGUCUUGUGCCCAUUUCAUGGUUUCUACCGACUUUCAUUGUUUGUGCGGGACUAUGAGAAGACAGAAGAUAAGUUCCAGAAUGCUGCGAAUUACCUAUUGCACUGCAAAGAGAAGGUUGUUGGAUUAGAAGAGUUGUUUCCUCCCAAUCUGGGUUCRGCAUGUGGGCCAGGAACCCGAACGGUAAAGGCAGGGCUAUCAAGAUUCAGCCACAACUCAGCCAUUGUGAGUACCCAGCAAGGCAAGUGUAACCUCACCUUCCACAAUCAGCAGGACCUUGAACUUCACUAUGUUCUCARAAAAGAGAACAUAAGCUCAAAUUUUCCACUUUCACGUUACGUGUUCUGCACCUACACAGACCGCAAGGUGACUGUGAGCCUCAGUCUACCCGAGGCUGGGGUGUAUCGGCUAGGACUCUAUGCCCGGAUCACCGCCGGAGGAGAUUUCAGCCCAAUGUGUGAUUUUGUUUUAAGGAACAACUCUCCUCAGAUAAGACCUCCAUUCCCCUGUGUCUACUCUGCCUGGGGGAAAGGAUGCGUGCUGUUUGAGCCCCGUGUGGGCCUGCUAGAGCCGCUCUCCUGGGUCCUUUUCAGGGUUCGGGUCCCUGGAGCCCUCCGGGUAAGUGUGGUGGGAGAGAGUCGGACAGACCUAAAACUGAACAAGAGCAGAGUCUGGGAGGGGGACGUUUUUAGCGGAAACAGUCUUCAGCAACUGAAACUGGCAGCUUCUUUGGGCGACUCCAGUGAGAUGUCCGUUUUGAUGAUGUUUGAUGUAAAGCAGCUUCAGACUGAAGAUGCUAAUAAGGACUGACAAACCUCAGAGUCAAGAGAAACMAGUUAAAACUGUGAGCUGUAGUCUUUCAGGUUUAAGAGUCAGUUUUAGAAAUAAAUCUUCACAAUGGAAAUUAUGACUCGACUUUAAAGUGUGAAAAGGUGUGUAAGCUACGUUCCAGUGAAGCUCUACGAGACAGUGACUGACUCAAGAUUAUUAUGGAGGUUCACUUUAGAUUUAUACAAGAUUUCUCCAACAGCUCUAGUGCUGGUCAUAAAAAACUUGAAGAACCAUUAGCAGUAAUAUUUAUCUUCUAAAUAACAUCAACUUGUCUCAUGAUUUGUGUUUAUGUUUUACCUUUUGUUCUUUUCCAAUCUGCUUCAGUUUAUUGGGAACAUUUUUGUGCAGUUUGCUAGAGUCCACUGGAGUACCUCAGUCAGAUUGAGGGCUGGGCUUUUAUUAGACCGUUACACCAGUUUUCUUUUUUCCUUUCAUGAGCCAAUCAGCUGUGGAUUUUCUGCUGUUCCGACUUACUGUCGUCAUCAGAUAACCCAAUUUUAAAUAAG